Wasmannia auropunctata (little fire ant) is the source of this 2437-nucleotide messenger RNA. Its product is annotated as 4-coumarate--CoA ligase 1-like. Lineage: Eukaryota; Metazoa; Arthropoda; Insecta; Hymenoptera; Formicidae. Gene Ontology annotation, biological process: long-chain fatty acid metabolic process; fatty-acyl-CoA biosynthetic process. Gene Ontology annotation, molecular function: long-chain fatty acid-CoA ligase activity. The record is from RefSeq and is a predicted model, not a curated record. The transcript has 7 exons. The coding region runs from base 95 to 1717 and encodes 540 amino acids.
UUUACAUUUUAAAUUAUAUUUGUGUAUCAGCAGCCUUACUCCGAACAUCUUGACAGCAAGCACAUCGGACAAAUUCUACUCCAUUGUUGUAAAAAUGGGAAGGAUAUAUGAGCGUCGUCUGGAACAGCCAACACCAAAUGUAUCUGUGGGAGAAAUUAUACUGAACAAAUUGCGCGAAAACGGCAAUCAUGUUUAUGCAAUAGACGGACUAACCGGCAAUCGGAUGACAUAUAAAGAACUACUCCAGAAAAGCGUGAAGUUCGCGAAGUUUUUACAAAAGAGCGGGAUAAAAAUCGGGGACACAAUUGGCAUUGCAACUGAAAAUCGAUUGGAUUGGUUUAUACCAGUUUAUGCGAGCUGUUAUCUCGGUGCUAUAAUUGCACCGUACAAUCCUAUGUACACAGAAUAUGAAUUGCAGCACAUAUUAAAUAUCGCGAAGCCACGUAUUGUUUUGGUAUCUCAGCGCACCGAAAAUCUUUUCGCUAAGAUUCUACCGAAGUUAUCCUGGAAAAUGGAAUUAAUACAGCUGGACGAUCAAUCACUCACAUCAAAUGUCCGUACUUUGACAAAUAUCUUAAAUAACGAAACGGAUGUAGACUACAUGAGAUACAAGCUUGCAGAAAUCGAUGAUCCCAGUCGGCAUCCGUUGAUGAUUCUCUGUUCGAGUGGCACCACGGGGUUGCCGAAAGGAGUGGCGCUGUCUCAUAAAAAUCUAAUGGCGUUUUUAACAAAAAUUAGCGUACCCGAGAACCUGGACACAAGAAGCAAUGAUAGAAUAUUGGUACUGGUACCGUUUUAUCAUGUUUACGGAUUGAGCUUGCUGUUACUCGGUCUUUUCGCUAAUUGCACCUUGAUCAUAAUGUCCGCCUUCGAGCCGAAACUCUUCCUAACCCUGGUGCAAGAAUAUAAGAUCACCCAUCUGCCGGUGGUACCGUCAAUUCUGACGUUCUUGGCGAAACAUCCGCUGGUAGAUACGUAUGACUUUCGCAGCGUGAGAGAACUCUUCUGCGGAGCGGCACCGCUUGCAAAGGACAUUCUAACCGCGGUGAAGGCUCGUAUCGGCAUAAAAUGCGUUCGUAACCUUUACGGCAUGACGGAAUUGUCGCUAUUGGGCGGUAUGAAUGGACGCAAUAAUGAUGAUGAUUAUGAUGAAUUCAAAAAUCCAGGAUGCGGGCGACUUUUCCCUGGUUUUCUCGGCAAAGUGAUCGAUCUCGAGACACAAGAAACGCUGGAGGCAGGCCAGGUGGGUGAGAUCUGUUUGCUCGGGGAGCAAGUGAUGUUGGGUUACUGGAACAACCCCGAGGCGACCAGACAGGCUAUUGAUCAGGACGGAUGGUUUCACACCGGCGAUAUCGGCUACUUCGACAACAAGGAGAGACUACACGUGGUCGAUCGCGCCAAGGAGCUAAUCAAGUACAAAGGCUAUCAAGUCUCGCCGUCGGAGAUAGAAACCGUCUUACUGUCGCAUCCCACGGUAAAAGACGCCGCGGUCGCUGCUAAACCCGAUGAACGCAGUGGCGAGAUCCCCGUGGCUUUUGUAGUGAAGCAACCUGGCGCCACGAUUACUGCCCAAGACUUGCAGGAGUUUGUCAAACAGAAACUAUCGCCGCAAAAAUGGCUGCGUGGCGGGGUGCAAUUUGUUGAUGCCAUACCGAAGAAUCCUGCCGGCAAGAUCCUACGCCGCGAACUUCGAGUAAUGAUCUCUAAAUUGUUGUAGUAAAAAUCGCAUGGCAAUAAGCUUGCUUAUAAGUAUAAAUUUCCUUCGACGAAGAUCAAAGAAAAGCAAUUGAGUUAACAAAUUACAAUAAUUUUUAAUAUUUUUCAUUAAUUUAUCGCCGAGAGCAAACUAACAAUCGUUCGAACAAGUGCCAUGGUGCGUAUGCUAUCAAUAAGAUAUAUUUCUGCGGUAAUGAACGUUUGAAUUGCGAAGAAGAGUAAGCGCCGCGAUUUUCUUUCGUGAAUUUACGUUUCGCCGCAAAAACGUAAAUUUAUUGCAGUUUAUUGUCAGGUUGAUUAAUUCGUAAGUAAACUGUUGUAAUAAGCGUGAUUAAAUGCAAUCGCUCGAUGAAUCGGUGUUCCACCCCUAAAUAUAGCGGGACAGUACAGCGAAAGGGUGUUUCGAGUUAUAUUAUACGAUAUCACUCUUGCGCCGAUCUGCGGUGCCGAGAAAAUAAGCGAAGAAACUUGUUGCAUUGCACACGUCAACGAAAAAUACGCGAGCGCGCGUGCAUGUGCUCCCAUAUUCCAUUAAUUUUUUUCCUUUUUUUGCAAUGUUAUACAGAUUGGACUUUUUAUGUCGAGUGUCGUAUGUUUUCCAGUGAGUCUCCGUAGUAAUGUGGACAAUAUCUCUCUGUAACAGAAUUAAGGUGAUUUUGUCGCUCAACGCUAAGUCGAUAGUGUGACGUUGUCAUAUAUACGUCACACAAUCACACAUGAU